Guillardia theta CCMP2712 is the source of this 1695-nucleotide messenger RNA. RefSeq lists its product as hypothetical. The record is from RefSeq and is a predicted model, not a curated record. The transcript is spliced from 12 exons. Lineage: Eukaryota; Cryptophyceae; Pyrenomonadales; Geminigeraceae. Bases 1 to 1695 code for a protein of 564 amino acids.
AUGCACGCACCUGCUGACCCUCACAGCAUAGGACGAACGAGAUCCGAAGCUGAGGUAAGGCCAGAGGCAGGAAAGGGAAGGAAAGCUGUGGAAGGAGCAGGACUAAGCGCUGGCAAGCUUGACGGGGCUGGAGCUUCAGUGAAGGUGGAAAGGAAUGAGGAGGCGAAAAGAGCGAUCAGAGGGGAGAUGGUGCGAUCUUCUCUGGGAGCAAACGGAGGAUUUCUUGUCGGGCAUGGAGAGGAGGAGAAAAGGAAGAUCAUGUCGCAGGAAGUGAUGAUGAGUAUCAAAGGACAUAUGACGGGUGCCGCUAUUUUGGAUGACGGCGUCAAAGUGGAGGGUCAGCGAGCAAGAGCAUCAGUGGCAUCUGCGCCAAAAGGCUACAUCACAGACAUGAAGUCGCUUCUGGGGGGAGAGGACGCGAGCUUCAAACCUGCCCGACGGCAGAUCGAGCAUAGAGGAGUUACGAUGUUGGAAGUGGAAGUGGGCGUGCCAGCGACUUUAGAUCGAUACGGCAGACCAUGGACUCAGAAGCAACGGCAGCACUUCAAUCAGCUUCAGCAGGACACUAAGACUGCGAAUGUUGCUCGUCAUGUUGCAGAAAUUCAUCGGUUCGAGUCCCACGAGGUUGAGGGGCAGCGAAGGAUCCGUACGCAGGGCUCGCAUCCUGUAUCGGCUGAGAACCCGAUGCAUCAACCGACGUCGGUGGUGAAGGUCGAGAAAGCAAGCAACGAGAUCGACACUCUCAUCGACCCUUUCGGAGCUUUGGGCAUGUGCGAUGCUUCCCGGCAGAAGGGAAAAAAAGCGGAUUACGUGAAGGCCUCUUGCGCUCCCUGGGAGUCGGAAUCGAAUGUCGACACGGCCAUGCAGAGUGCAGAGGUCUCGAGAGAACUCUCCAAGUCAAGAAGCUCAACCACAACGGGAUUGUUUAGACAGAGGCAGCACGUCAAACUUGAGAACGUUCCUGCUGGUAGCUACGCAGAGCUUGAGAUCAAAAAGCAUGUCUCUCUGCUUCCCCCGUGGGAGCAACAAAGUGCCGACGAGUCGAGUCGAGUCAGUCACUUCCUGCAAGUCAGUCAAGGCCUCCCCUCUAGAUACGUCUCCUCUUCCGUCGAGGGUCUCUCGAAGUUCUCCAAGGGCAUCGCCACUUUUCAUGACGGCCAGGAGCCAAGGAAGUUGGGGGUCGAAGGAGCGCCGUGGCUCUCCGACAAGAGCAUGGAUGUCGGCAUCCCGCAGUGUGAAGACUGGAACUCGCUCUCUGUUGAGCUCACAUCGGGGAAGCGAAGGCAAAGACGAUCGAUCUCAUCGAUCAAAUGGGAUGAAGAAGCUGCGGGCAAGCCCAUAGAGGUUGAUGGGUCCUGCAUCCCUGGCUCCUCAUGGAUGUCCAAGCACAGCUACGACCCUUCCUCCGACACCGAGGACGAUGUCGGGCGUCCUCGCAGCCGUACGUCCACACCGAGAAGAGCAGCGACAUCUGCUCCCUCGAGCAGAGAAGCGACGCCCCAGCGAGCGCGACCUGACGGGGACUUGCUGGCAUGGGAUCAGGAGAGUUCGACGGUGGAGACGCCGAGGACGGGCAAGAAGCUCUUCAACCAACGCAACUCGUGGGACAUCGACAGCAUGACCUCCAAGGGACGAGCGCCCAGCGCCUUUCGGGCCUCGACCUCCAGCUUGGUUGCUCCCUACGCCACAGAUUGA